Molecule: messenger RNA, 174 nt
Organism: Rhodotorula graminis WP1
Lineage: Eukaryota; Fungi; Basidiomycota; Microbotryomycetes; Sporidiobolales; Sporidiobolaceae
Exons: 2
Biological process (GO): regulation of DNA-templated transcription
Molecular function (GO): sequence-specific DNA binding; DNA-binding transcription factor activity
Source: RefSeq, a predicted model, not a curated record
AGGAUGCUCGACGACGGCCAGUUCCAGGACGUCGUCAGCUGGGGUGUCGACGGCUCGUCGUUCGUCGUCAAGGACAUGAACCAGUUCACGACGGCCAUCCUGCCGCUCCACUUCAAGCACUCAAACUUUGCGAGCUUCGUCCGUCAGCUCAACAAGUACGACUUCCACAAGGUC